Molecule: messenger RNA, 1803 nt
Organism: Amphibalanus amphitrite
Lineage: Eukaryota; Metazoa; Arthropoda; Thecostraca; Balanomorpha; Balanidae
Product: adrenodoxin-like protein 1, mitochondrial
Exons: 4
Coding region: 193-759 (188 amino acids)
Biological process (GO): positive regulation of oxidoreductase activity; P450-containing electron transport chain
Cellular component (GO): mitochondrion
Molecular function (GO): 2 iron, 2 sulfur cluster binding
Source: RefSeq, a predicted model, not a curated record
AAAGUCCACAAGUUGCCUUCUCCAGUCUCCACUUUGUUCUUCACUGUCAUUCACACCAAAUCCACCAAAUCCACACGAUAUCGGGUUUAGUGCAUUGCAGGGAACUGUGACGCAAUAUUAAAUAUCCUAUGACGUCAUUUUUAUCGAAACUUGUUAUCGGAAAGUGGAUACAAUUUAUUAAGGCUUAACAACAUGGCGGUGUGUGUGAGGAGCAGAGUUAUUGGACUGUGUAGGACGCUUAAGAUAUCAUAUUGUACGUUUAAUGGUCUUAAAAGAACUAUUGACAGGAAAUGUUGGAAGAACAAUGCUUUGUUUUCUACUCACCAGCCUCCAAGAUCAUUCCAUUGGACCGCAGUGAAGCAGCAUGGUGACUAUGAAUGGCAGGAUCCCAAAUCUGAGGAUGAGGUAGUCAAUGUCACGUUUAUCAACCGAGAUGGCAGCCGCGUCCCUGUCCGAGGGAAGAUCGGGGACAACCUCAUGUACCUGUCGCACAGAUACGGCAUAGAGCUGGAAGGAGCGUGCGAGGCGAGCCUGGCGUGCUCCACGUGUCACGUGUACGUGCACCCCGACUACACGGAUCGGCUGCCGGAGCCGGUCGAGGAGGAGGAGGACAUGCUGGAUAUGGCCGUCUUCCUCAAGGACAACUCCCGACUCGGCUGUCAGAUCAUCCUAACCAAAGACCUGGAUGGAGCAGAGUUCACCCUACCGGCAGCCACCCGCAACUUCUACGUGGACGGUCACGUGCCUACUCCUCACUGACUGGCGCUGGAGCUUCAGAGGCAGGUCACCUCCUUGUUCACCCGGUCAGACUGUAGAAACGCAGCUCUUCAUGGGAACGCCACCGCCGCCCCGCCGCUGGCCGGUGUUUUUGGGGCCCGGUGGGGCGGUGGUGGUGAUAUAGUGAUCAGGUGGGGUAGGGGUGAUGUGUGCUCAACGGGUGGCGGGAUCGGGACGGGUGGGAUCCGCUGUGGGGGCUGGUGGGGCGGGGGUGUCUGAUAGAGGCUGAGUUGGGAUAUCUGCUGCACGGCCUUGUCAGCUGAUUCUGGUUGGUUGCUGCGUUGUGUUUCGUGAAAGUGUGUUACAGCUUGGCAUAACCAAAUGGUGAACUUUUUCGAUCCACUUUUCGCAGCUUAAGGGUACUGAUUUGUGGAUACCUUCAAGCCCCUCCUCCCCUGCUUUAACAUUGUUUGGCCUGACCAUUUUCUAAUAUGUAAUGGGCGCCGAUGACCACCUCAGUCCGGGCGCCCUAAAUCCCCAUAUCAUCAUCUUCAAAGGGAGCUAAUAUCGUCAUUCUUUGUGUUUCGGAGAUAACCAGCGCAUCUUUAUCUGAACUUUGUAUUAUUCAUUAUUGACUAAAUAGUUAUUUCACCAUACUUUAAACCAUGCUCGCCUUACCCGUAAAGUUGGUGCGCUAUUUCAACGCCCGCGCCAGCUUGGUCUUCAUUGCUAGACUGUUGAAUGUGUACUGCCACGAGUGAAUCAUUUAUCGACAGCAGAGCCUGAGUGGUGAUAGCGUUGUUCCAUUGGCCAGUCCCUGACCUGGUGUAUGCGAACAGUUGGUUAUAGAGCAGCGUUGUUAGCUGUCCCCAAUGUAUCGUGAUGACGCGUUGAAAUGAGAUCUGGGUACUUAGAUCGUCAUGUGAAAUGUGAGUGAUGUUGAAUAGCGCUGACCAGUGUAGUAUUAUGAAGGCUGGAACACGGAAUGUUCCUGAUGCCAUUUAACUGGCUUUCAAUUUUCUACUGAGCUGUUGAACGCUUACAGGCGUUUGUUGUGACGUAAUGAAGAUAUAUCCAUGAAACAAA